Messenger RNA from Anguilla rostrata (American eel), 7458 nucleotides. RefSeq names its product potassium voltage-gated channel subfamily KQT member 2-like. NCBI's taxonomy places the organism in Eukaryota, Metazoa, Chordata, Actinopteri, Anguilliformes, Anguillidae. Gene Ontology annotation, cellular component: voltage-gated potassium channel complex; membrane. The record is from RefSeq and is a predicted model, not a curated record. The transcript is spliced from 18 exons. Gene Ontology annotation, biological process: potassium ion transmembrane transport. The coding region runs from base 474 to 3548 and encodes 1024 amino acids. Gene Ontology annotation, molecular function: voltage-gated potassium channel activity.
UCCUCUAGAGUUUAUAUAUUUCACUGAGUGUAAUUGCACCUGUCUGUCUGAACUGUAAACCUGGCGGACAAACAAAGCAGCAGCAGCAGCAAAAUUAUGAAACGAAAGACUAUGCACAUGAUUUGUACAGUGUACAGCUGGAAAAAAGCAGAAUUUAUAUUCGGUUUUGGUCAUUUUGGCAAUUUCACAGUUAUUAGGUUGUUAUAAUUUUGCUACUGUUUACCUCAGUUUAUUCUUACUUUCUUUUGGUCUCGUCUCAGGGCUGUCAGAUGGCCGGAAGGAGCUGAGGUAGUAGACGGUUGGCUUCUCAUUGCAGGUUCUCGUUUGCAUUUCAAUUGGCUUUCCAGCAGCAGGAGACUACACCACGCGCACAGGGGCUCCACCGACCCUACACGCCCAGCCCUGCGAUGCUCCUACCUGGUAAAGGUUUGGAAAAAUCCCCGAUUGGUUCCCCAUGACGGUAUACUUUAAGAAUGGUGCAGAAAUCCCGCAACGGCGGUGUUUACCCGGGUCCAGCUGCGGAGAAAAAGCUCAAAGUCGGCUUUGUUGGGCUAGAAGCUGGGGCUACAGACUCGAACAGAGAUGGGGCGCUUCUUAUAGCGGGUUCCGAGGCAACAAAGCGAGGCAGCAUACUAAGCAAACCGAGAUCUAGCAUCUCCGGGAAAGGGAAACCUCCGAAGAGAAAUGCGUUUUAUAGAAGAUUGCAGAAUUUCCUCUACAAUGUACUGGAAAGACCGAGAGGAUGGGCGUUUAUAUAUCACGCUUACGUAUUCCUGCUGGUCUUCUCCUGUCUUGUCCUCUCUGUAUUUUCCACCAUAAGAGAGUAUGAGAAGAGUUCAGAGGAUGCCUUGUAUAUACUGGAAAUCGUGACCAUCGUGGUGUUCGGCGUGGAGUACAUCGUGAGGAUCUGGGCGGCCGGGUGCUGCUGCCGCUACCGAGGGUGGAGGGGGCGGCUGAAGUUUGCCCGCAAACCCUUCUGCGUAAUCGACAUCAUGGUGUUGAUAGCGUCCAUCUCGGUGCUGGCGGCCGGUACCCAGGGGAACGUCUUCGCCACCUCCGCCAUCCGCAGUUUGCGCUUCCUGCAGAUCCUGCGGAUGAUCCGGAUGGACAGGCGAGGCGGCACUUGGAAACUCCUGGGAUCAGUGGUCUACGCGCACAGCAAGGAGCUGAUCACUGCCUGGUACAUCGGAUUCCUGUGCCUCAUCCUGGCAUCUUUCCUGGUGUAUUUGGCUGAAAAAGAGGACAACACCCAGUUUGAAACCUAUGCGGACGCACUGUGGUGGGGACUUAUAACUCUGACUACCAUUGGCUAUGGCGAUAAGUACCCAAUCACCUGGAAUGGACGACUCCUUGCCGCGACCUUUACUCUGAUUGGUGUGUCUUUCUUUGCACUUCCAGCGGGUAUCUUGGGAUCAGGGUUUGCCCUGAAGGUCCAGGAGCAACACAGGCAAAAGCAUUUUGAGAAGCGGAGGAACCCUGCCGCAGGACUGAUCCAGGCCGCAUGGAGGUUUUAUGCCACUAACCUGACACGGACAGACCUGCAGUCCACAUGGGAUUAUUAUGAGCGGACAGUGUCUGUCCCUAUGUACAGACUUAUUCCUCCUCUGAACCAGCUUGACCUCUUGCGGAAUCUGAAGAGCAAGUCUGGACUGUCGUUCAGGAAGGAUGCUCAGCCAGAACCCUCCCCCAGUCAGAAGGUGAGCCUGAAGGAGAGGGUGUUCUCCAGCCCCAGGAGCUCGGGGAACAAGGGGAAGGGCUCGCCGCAGGGCCAGGGCAUACGCAGGUCCCCCAGCGCGGACAACAGCAUCGAGGACAGCCCCAGCAAGGUGCCCAAGAGCUGGAGCUUCGGGGACCGCAGCCGGGCCCGGCAGGCCUUCCGCAUCAAGGGGGCCGCUUCCCGCCAAAACUCGGAAGUGCUGAUUGAGAUGCAGGAUGAAGAAUUCAGGCAGAAGAGCUCUCCAGAACGAGAGCCGUACACGCCAGUGGGCUGCUGCUCCUGCACUUUAACCUGCAUGAAGGACGCUGACCAGUCUCUCAAGGGUCAAGGGUCAAGUCUGUUCACCUGCCAGCCACAGCGGGCCUCCUCGACCCAGAACUACAGACCACACACACAGCUCCUGGGCGGGAGACUAGUGGCCGCCUUGCUGUCAGCUUGGUUCCUGAAACACAGGCGGAUGGGGAAGAGCCCUGCCAGCCCACCCUCGUCGUCCGCCUGCUCUACGCUGAGUCGCUUUGUCCGUUGUGUUCUGAGCCACUGCGGAAGACAUGUCAGACAUAAGAGCUGCCACUGUGAGUUUGUCCCGCAGGACUUAACCCCGGACCUAAGUUCAUCAGGCCGUGUGAAUCUUAAUGCUGGACUAACUCAAUGCCUGUUUCAAAUGCUUCUCUCCACCAGCAUCAUGAGGUUCAUGGUCUCAAAGAGAAAGUUCAAGGAGAGCCUGAGGCCGUACGAUGUGAUGGACGUCAUAGAGCAGUAUUCAGCGGGACACCUGGACAUGUUGGCGCGGAUUAAAAACCUGCAGUCCAGGAUAGAUAUCAUUGUGGGUCCCCCUCCCCUCUCCACUCCCCGCCAUAAGAAGUAUGGUACCAAGGGACCCAAAGAGUCACCCCAAUACUCUCCUAGAGUUGACCAGAUUGUUGGUAGAGGCACUCCAAUGACAGAUAAGGACCGCCCCAAAAGCACCACAGAAGGAGAGCUACAGGAGGACCCCAGCAUGAUGGGACGUCUGGGGAAAGUGGAGAAACAGGUGAUGUCUAUGGAGAGGAAGCUCGACUUCCUGGUGAACAUCUACGUGCAGCGCAUGGGCAUCCCGCAGUCGGAGACCGACGCCUACUUCAGCUCCAAGGAGCCUGACCCGGCGCCCCCCUAUCACAGCCCCGUGGACAGCCGGGAGCACAUGGAGAAGAGCGGCUCCAUCACCAAGAUCAUCCGCUCCAACAGCGCGGCCGGCCAGAAGAACUUCGACCCCCCGCCCGCGUCCUGCUCCGCCGCCGGCCCCCCGCAGGGCCAGUGCCCCCCCUCCACCUCCUGGCAGCAGCACUCGGUCGGUGAAUUCCACCAGCGCAGCCAGCGCACGUCGCCCGUGGGCGACCCCUCCCUGGUCCGCAUCCCGCCCCCGCCCGCCAACGACCGCUCCUCCAACGGGAGCGGGCGGGGCGGCGGUCACCACCACCCCCGCGGCGAGGACGGGAAGCAGCAGCAGCAGCAGCAGGAGGUGAGCGCGGGGGCAGGGUCAGGGGCGGGGGCGGGGGCAGGGUCAGGGGCGGGGGCGGGGGCCGGAGCAGACAGCGACACCUCCAUCUCCAUCCCCUCCGUGGACCACGAGGAGCUGGAGCGUUCCUUCAGCGGGUUCAGCAUCUCCCAGUCCAAGGAGAACCUGGACUUCCUCAACAACAGCUACUUCGGGGGCGUGGCCCGAUGCGCCAAGGUCCGGCCGUACAUCGCCGAGGGCGAGUCCGACACCGACUCGGACCUCUGCGCCCCCUCCCCCCACUCCGCCACCGGAGAGGGCGCCUACGGGGACCGCGGCUGGUCGGGCCCAAAGUAGGAGGGACACAAAACGGACCGCGCGGUCCAAAACGGGCCGAGGAAACCCUGCCAGGAAGUGGGAGGGUACCGAGCCUCAUGUGGCUUCCUUUGAGUGACACCUGUGGUGACGCCCCUCUUCUUCUUCUGAAAGUAAUAAAGGUCUGUCGGUUUUUUUUUUUGCUAUGGAGAAUGUUUAGGAUUGACUUGAGAGCGUGUAUGUUUUCCACUCACACGUACACACAUUCAUUUUUUUUUACCACUCAAGAAUUGUGCCGUCAUCACCAGGGACAUGUGAAUGUAAUUCUUGACAAUACUGUGCCGAUACAGGUCUCACAUUUUACACUGAAUACUGGGUGUAUGAAGUGACAGUGAGCUCUGUCAGAGAUUGUGUCAUCACUGUUUAUUUGCUAUAUACUAUUCAACUGUGCAAUGUAACAAAUAUCCUAAAGACAGAGUAAUACAUAUAGCAUCCACAAGUGCACACUUACUUGAUCAUGGUUCAUCAGUUGUACAUCACAACUGUUCUCUUGGUUUUCAAUCAGCAGUGUCACGCCAUUUUUUCUUGACAUGUCAAAGGUGACAUGACAUAACGAGUAAGCGUUUGGGUUGAAUUUAUUAUUUUGGAGAGGUUUUUGUUUUUUUUUGUUUUUUUUUGUUCUUCAAAAAAUAAUUUACAAUAAUAAGAUUGUAAAUUUGCUGUCCCGUCAAGAUACCUGACUUGCGUCAAGUGAAUCGCAUGGCUAGGAUGUCCUAGCUGUGCGAUGUGUGAACGUGGUGACAAAAAACUACUACAGCUGGGCAAAGAGGUGUCAAUAUGGGAUGACGAAAAACAUUUUAAGCAAUGCAGGGCCCUUUAAUGCCACUUUACAUACUGUAUAAUAGGUGUAAUCAAGUAUGGGAUGCUUUACUCUAUAUGAUCUAAGAAAAAUGGGUCACUCUUUACGGGCCUAUUUAUAUUGUUAGAAAACAUUUUGGGGACAUGAGUAGACUACUCUUUCUUUUCCUGUAAAUAUCAGUAUGUCAAAACUGAAAAUAUCAGUCAUUGAAAAUUUGAGCAUACUAUAAGUGCAUUUUUUUAUUUCAAAUGGUUAAAAUGUAGGUUUAUUACAUAUUUAUUAUAGUAUGUGCUCAUUAUCAGUUUUAACACUAUUAGACAAUACCCAUGUUAAAAGAAGAGGUAGUGAUGUAUUUAUUAGUGGUUUUUUCACAAUAUAUAGGCCCUUAAAAUAAGGACAAGAAAUGUAUAUAAAAUAUUACAUAUGAUUACAUAUGACUUUGAAUUCAAACAAUGUACAUUUUUCUGACUGAUGCACACAUGUUGAUUCAAAGGGUAAAGUGGAAUGGAAAUUAUUUAUUCAUUAAUUUAUUUAUUUUAUUUAUUGUUUAAUAUCCCUACUUGAUCAAAUUACUUUGCAUGACACAACAAGCCAUUUGUUUCAACGAAUAAAACAAGGGCAAUAGUUUAGUAAGAAAAACAACAAAAAAACGAAACAAAAACAAUCUAUUUUACCUCAAACUUUUUAUAGAUAGAAUAUAUUUAGAUAAGUGAUGGAGGUGUACUCCAGCUUUGUUUCAGCUCUGAAUAAAUUUGACAAAUUUAUUUUAUGCCCGUUAAUUUCAGUUGUAGUCCUCCAUAUGAGCUCUAUAACGUGAAAUAUUAUAUAUAAGGUUACCGUUUGUAUCCAUCUGCAGAACAAUAUAAAAGUAUGUGUACCGACAAAAUGUGUACACAAGAUUUGUUUAUAAACAUGUCCAUGGAUAUAAUUUUAUAUGAAAAUCCAGGACUCCACAAGGAGGUAACAACUUAAAUGCAAAAAAUCACAUAUAUUAAAUAUUAGUAUAACAUCUUCCUGUACACAGUGUGCAUGCUUAACACAUUUAAAAUAUGUAUGUAUAUUUCCUCACUGAACUCUCAUCUGCAUUUACAAAGCAUUUCCUUUACACUCACACUUGUUAAGCUGUUAGUACUUUCCCAUACUGUAUCUGGCUGGGGGGGUUGAAAUCCAGUUGAGUUACAGUGUGGGAUUUUUAAAAAAUGUGAAUUCAGAAAAUAGGGGUAAAAAAACAAGGCAUUCAAUGGAGAGAAGGAAUGUCACAGCCCAAUGAUUUUUCAGAAAUGCACUGACCCCCCGAAUAUGCAUAUCAAGUGAUUUUUUCCUGCUUUCUCAUCUAAAAUGAAAAAGUUUGCACCUAAAAUUCAUGAAUCUACAAAGCCCUUAAUUACAGUAAUCUUUGGUUCAGUUGAAGAAGAAAAAAAAAUGCCUGCAAACCGUCUUGUCGUUGCAUUUAAUGUAUUUAUUUUAUUUUAUUUAUCGCAGUGCUUUUUCACUGGUUUUGUCACAGUGCUACAUAAAAUUCACCUGGUAAAAAGGCUGAAUCUAUAACUAUGGAAGUUUCACCAAUGUGGAUUUCCAAGCACAUCCAUCCGCAUGUUCUAUACCCAGCACAGUUCACCGAGACCCACACAAGUACACAUAACGUAGAUCAGAUGAUACACCGAGUCCUCACUGGAAGGCCUUACAUGGCACCUAAUUAAUGACAACACCAGAGAUUUUUUGUCUGUUUUCUAUGAAAUAAGUGCUAUAAAUUUGAGAACACACCAACGAAAUUCACAGGUAUUAUGGUGCACAUCUUUCAACCUCUAGCAUGUGACCACAAGUACUCAUUUGGCUCUCCACUGCCAUCACAAGGUAGUCUGUAAUCUGCUUCUUUGUUUGCUUCUGUUUUAAUGUGCUGUUACUCUCACUGUAAGCCCCUGUGAAUUUUCACUGUGUCCUCAAAAAUUCAGCCUGGCGUUAGCUAUAGUGAACUUUGUAAUGAUAAAACUGACAAUCUGACAGAUAAUAAUGCACAUUCCUCUGUGAAGUCAUCGUUUUGCUUAUUGUAGGUGCAACUUGCUUUAAAAAUGAACUCUAAUAAUAAGACGAGCUGUGAAAAAUGCUGAAAAUCCUGGACCUCUACUUACCUGUAAAGGGGGAAGUAUUUGUUUCAUUGUUUUUGUAUCACCACACUACUUAAAAAAAAAAAAUUUCUUCCACUCUUGGAAGUAAGGCAACUAUCAAUGUGUAUUAGCAGAAACCCCCCAAAAAUUCAAACAUUAACUUAGUUCAGAUAUUACUCAUUACAAGCAGAUAUCAAUGACCUUUUUUUUCUUUUCUUUUUUCUUUUUCUUCACAGCUGCCUUGCUUGCAAAUUUCUUUGCUUUCAUGUAUUUUUUUCCAAAGAAAUAUAUCUUGCAGAUGCCUUGGAUGAAAGUCUUUUAAAAAGUAUUGUAUUUGUUUAUGUUGUACACAGCUGUCAUGCCAGACACAAACCAUGCUUGUGAAUGUAGAUCUCAAUGGCUUAUACCAUCGCACUUAAGCUACCAUGUUUCAAAAUGAGAAUGUUUCUCCUGUGACAGCUUGCACUGCGCAAUGCCAGUUCAGCUCUUGGAUGUGGUGCAGCGUGUUUGAAUGACAGGGCGGGAGAGAUCAAAGAGUGGGGUGAAGCCAGGUGACGGGUCACCUAAGGUUCAGCAUGUCACCAUUCCUGCAAGCCUUACCUUUAUGACACACAGCGUGGCACUCAGUGUUGCACUUACAUUACACAAUGUAUUAUUUAUUUCACUUUUUAUGGUAGGCAAUAAAUAGGCAAUUUUUUAAAAAAUAAUAAAAUGUAAUAAAAUAUUAUUUCACAUCAUGCCGGGUAAUGUACAAGAGGCUUUCCCAUCAAGUUGUUGUUCAAUGUUCGAAUUUGGUUACUGGUUACUUUUUUUAUUCUGAUCAUUAUUUUAAUAGAUACAUGUUCAUUUUAAAUAAAUGCUUGCCAGCAUGUUUUCAACCGCUGAAUGCCAUGAAUAUAGCUUUUAAUCAUUAUGUAGCAUCCCUGUGAAGUAGGACACUAAAAUCCAUGGACACAUGGGAAAUGUAUAAUAAACUUUGUACAUCGUA